UGCUGUUCAAAUUCUGACCCUUAGGGCCAGUUUGUUUGCUUCUGAUUUCCAACUAGCACAAUGGUUUAGACAACCCGGUCUGACUAUGUGAUCAGAGGUACAUUAAAAAUCUCCCUCGGAACUUCUGCUUUGAGCUGCCCAGAAGCCUACAGUCAAACACACACCUUGGUGGUUCAGUCCAGAGAUUGUGUCAGUUUGCCAACAAGUACCCUGGGGAGUUAGCACCUAGAUGUCUUUCAAAACCUCCUUGCUUUCUUGUACUCCAUUUUCUUUCUCUUAAUGAAUCAUAUCCUUGUAAAUAAGUGCCUCGUGUAAGUGAGCAGUGUGGAGUCAUGUCUUUUCAGGUAUCUGGUCUUUUGAAAUCUUUGCAGAGGCUGAUCGAAGACUUGAGAUUGGCACAGCUUUUGAGGCCUGAAGGCACUUUAGUGCUUUCAGGAAGCGAUUCUCCAGCCUGCUUCUGCUGAAAGAACCUCAGAUCUUCCCAACUCUGUUUUUAACAGGAACCCAGACUAAGGAGUUGGCAUUGGAAAUCAGACUGAGGAUGGGAUUGAGGAUCUCAAUGGCCAAUAGGCAAGAAGACUGUGGCGAGUGGGUUUUUUGGUCAAAUUAUCACAAUUCAGAUAACUUCAAAUUAUCAAUCACUGUGUGGAUGUACUAACUGGAUAUACAGAACAUCCAUUCAUCCAUUAUUUAUGCAUUUGUACCUUCAUCACUUAUCCAUAUAUUUGCGUAUCUGCUAGAAACUCAAAGACAAGUACAAUAUUGUGUCCUUAAAAGAUUUACAGUUCCCUGAGGAAACAGUUAGAUAGUGUUAUAACUGUCCCUGGGCCUGGAGCUCCCGAUCUAAUCAAUAAGGCCACCGGAGCAGACCGAAGACAGUGGUUUAACCAGACCUGAAGAGAUAAAUAUGAAUUUAGAUUCCAUUCAUCGGUUAAUUGAGGAAACACACAUCUUCCAGAUGCGGGAGCCAUCAGUUAAACCACCUUGUGACAUGUUAGCACCUGCUUCAUCCCCCAAGGACACUUGUCCUUCCUGUUUGCCACAUCAGGGACUGCAAUCACGUGCCGCUCACAACUUCUGCGCUCACUCCUGUAACACCAGUGAGUGGAAUAUUUGCGAAGAGCUUCGCCUGAGGGAACUUGAAGAAGUCAAGGCCAGAGCUGCCCAGAUGGAGAAGACCAUGAGGUGGUGGUCAGACUGCACUGCCAAUUGGAGAGAAAAAUGGAGCAAGGUUCGGGCCGAAAGGAACAGCGCCAGGGAGGAAGGAAGACAGCUCAGAAUAAAAUUGGAGAUGACGAUGAAAGAAUUGAGUGCACUGAAGAAGAAGCAGAGUUUGCCACAUCAAAAGGAGGUAUUAGAAACUACCCAAGACCUGAAGCAUCCUACUUUCAUGGAAGUGCCUUCUGCACAAAGAGACCCAUUUCACCUUGGUUCACAAACGUGGGAGUCUAUCAGAGAGUGUCCGGUAAAAAGAGAAUUUCCUACAAAGGAGAACCCGGAUAGUAAGGAAGAAGGUUUGAAUAUUGACCAGUUAAAAUUAAAUGAAGAGAUGAAACUCAAUCUUAACUGUCCUGAUUCAUUAAAAAAUGUUGUUUCUGAAAACAGUACACUGAAAUCUGCAUUAAGACCACAAGCAAUAAACCUGCCUUUGGAGAAUAAAGUGCCUGAAAUUUCAGCUUUGCAGGUACAUCUGGAUGAGUUCCAAAAGGUUUUAUGGAAAGAAAGAGAAAAGCGCUCAUCUUUGGAAAAAGAAAUAGAACGACUGGAGUCAGCUUUGUCUGUAUGGAAAUGGAAAUAUGAAGAACUGAAAGAAUCAGAGCCAAAAAAUCUGAAAGAGUUUAACAUUAUUCCUGGUCAACAUGAAAAUGAAAUGAAAGAAAUAUCAGGAGAUAUAAAAGAAGAAUCAAAAUCUCAAACCGGCAAGGAUAGAGUGAUCUACGAGUUAAGAGCUGAGCUAGAGAGAUUGCAAGCUGAAAAUAUCUUGGAGCGGGACAAGAGGGAAAUACUUGAAACAGAAAAACAAGGACUGGAAAGAGAAAAUAGAAGGCUAAAGGCCCAAGUGGAAGAAAUGGAAGAGCUUCUGGAGAGGAGAAAUGUAUUAAGUGCAAACUCUCCAGGUCCUGACUUCAAGACCUCACAAAUUGAACUGCAGGAAAAAAUCAAGGAACUUUUAGGAGGACAGAAAGGAGAGGAGAGAAGAGAGGACAAGAGAAGACAAAUGAGGGAAAAAGAAGGGAAAAGUGGAAUUUGUGCCGACUAUAAAGUGAGAGGACAUAACAGAAUAACCAAAAUGGGAGCAAACACAUAUAGGCUAAUAUUUAUCAAAAUAUGUCCUGAUUUUGCUGUAAUGGAGAAAAGUAGAGUUGUAAUUCCCAACCAUUUUUCUAAAAAUGAUACCUUUAAAUGCUCGUUUGCUUUACCACUUUAUUCAGUGACAGGGAGUUUUGUACUUGGAAAGCCUUGA
This is a messenger RNA of Panthera uncia (snow leopard), 2464 nucleotides long. It is a transcript of the gene CCDC102B, whose product is annotated as coiled-coil domain containing 102B. Lineage: Eukaryota; Metazoa; Chordata; Mammalia; Carnivora; Felidae. The record is from RefSeq and is a predicted model, not a curated record.